This is a messenger RNA of Rotaria socialis, 968 nucleotides long. The record is from the annotation of a GenBank genome assembly. Lineage: Eukaryota; Metazoa; Rotifera; Eurotatoria; Philodinida; Philodinidae.
GUGGGAUCGUCUUCAAUAAAAAUAUAGAUCAUUGUUACUUUAAAAAAAGAAGCUAGCAGCUGUUUGUAAAUGUCGAGAUUGUUUCUAGUAUGAACACUUUGUAAGUUUUAAAUGUUCUAUAGUCUUUUUCUUGCAACAUGAAUAAACAGAAUAUUGUUUAAUUGCAAAUGUAUUCAGUCAAGCAGUUGAAAACAAUUGUAAUCCUAUUACUUUUAUGAAUGAUGCCUCCUUAAUUUAUUAAAGACUGAAUCGUUUUCUUUUUGUUAACUUAGAAAAAAUGAUGAAGAAAUAAAUGCUAUUUUUUCCAUGGCAUUUUAAGCAGUUCAUUUUGAUUUAACUAGAUCUGAAUAAUAUUGUUACAUAUAUAGACUAUUUUUAAUCGAUUAAAUAAUUCAUUUUUACUCUUAAAAAAAAUUUCUAUUCUCACAUAAAAUCAAUUAAAAUCAAAUUUGAGGUUAUGCCUUCAUUUUUCGACCAAACCGACUAGAAAAAAGGUGUAGCAUAAUAUUUAACGCUAUUUACUGUCGUUUUUCUUUUAUUUAAGUGAAAAAUGUUGCUCUGGCAGAUCGAUGUUACCAUCAAUCCGCAUGAUUUCGUCAUUGCAACAUGCAUUUGAUCAGCAAAGAUCAUUUACUUCUUGGUAAGUUUGUAAUAAGCAAUUUUCCUUAUCGAUCAGUGAGGCACGAUAUCUAUUCUGUCCUUACGCGUUUCAUUUUUUCCCUGUUCUUUCNAUUCUUCGACCAAACGAAUAGAAAAAGGUGUAGAGUAAUUUCAUGACAAUAUAUUAGUUUUAAAAUAUCAAGUUCGAUAUAUUUUCACAAAUUCAUUAAACAGAAAAAUUAGAUUUAAUAAUGAUUAUACAAUUCAUAUUUUCUAGGUCUUUAAAAUACGACGAAUCUCCACAAGUUGAUCAACCAUCAUCAUUUGAUAUAUUGGAUUUCUGUUAUGCUCUAGUAUCGAAACAUUAG